Molecule: messenger RNA, 639 nt
Organism: Penaeus chinensis
Lineage: Eukaryota; Metazoa; Arthropoda; Malacostraca; Decapoda; Penaeidae
Product: collagen alpha-2(IX) chain-like
Exons: 4
Coding region: 1-639 (212 amino acids)
Source: RefSeq, a predicted model, not a curated record
AUGAUCUCCACCUCGGAGGAUAUUGGUGAUAUAGAUCUAGAAGAAACUCCUGAUGAAGACGGUCCUGAGGAAGAAACUCCUGAGGAAGAAACUCCUGAUGAAGAAACUCCUGAUGAAGACGACAAGUGCAAGAAAGACCAGAAGAAGAAGUGGGCUCUUGGCUCAGAGUGCACGUGUUGCUUGCCAUGUAAGACCACUGACGCCUGCAAGGAACUCCAGGGUGUGUGUAAACAAAAGUGCAAGUUUGGCGAGUUGGGAGGAGUGCCGUGCAAGGGCGAGAACUGCAAAUGCUGCUUAAAAGCAACCACUACUGAACUGCCUGAAAUAAAGCCUCCAAUAGUACAGACAACACAAGACACAAUGAACACUCAAGGCCCAGAGGUCACGCCAGGCCCUGAUGUCACUCCUGAACAAGAUAUCACUUUAGGACCAGAUAAUACUGCUGGCCCUAAUGUCACACCAGGGCCAGAUGACACUCCAGGCCCGGAAGUUACCCCAGGCCCGGAAGUUACCCCAGGCCCGGAAGUUACCCCAGGCCCGGAAGUUACCCCAGGCCCGGAAGUUACCCCAGGCCCGGAAGUUACCCCAGGCCCGGAAGUUACCCCAGGCCGGAAGUUACCCCAGGCCCAGAUAUUCUAA